AUGGCACAGCGGAUGGACACAUUUGAGGAAAAGAUGGAUGAGCUGCUCAUGCUCUUAAGGAGCUCCCAGUCACCUCCCUCUGCUCCAGUUGAUGACGUGUUGCUAUCGCCCUGCUCGACAAUCACCGAGCUGCAGGAGUUCGACAGGAGUCUUGGUCAACAGGAGAGGAGGAAGAAAAUGCCACGGGAUGUUCAGAACAGCAACUAUUACAACCCCUCCCUUCCUGCCUGCUGUGGCUUCAUUGGCCUCCUCCUGCAGGAGCUGUCACUUUGGGAGAGUCAAUCAGACAUGAAGAGCAACAACAGCCUGAAUCCUUUGUAUUUUCAGUUCACUCUGUUUGCAGAUUUUGGGCCCCUCAGAUAUCUGUUCUUCAGUCUGUGUCUGUUGUUCUACAUGACUGUUGUCUCUGCUAACAUUGUCAUUAUUCUGACAGUCUGUCUGGAGAAGUCUCUGCAUCAGCCCAUGUAUAUUUUUAUCUGCUGUCUGUCUGUUAACUCUCUGUACGGCUCAGCUGGCUUCUUCCCCAGGUUUCUGAUGGACAUUCUGUCUGACACUCAUUUAAUCUCACGUCCAUUAUGUUUCAUUCAGAUGUAUGUUAUUUACACCUAUGCAUCAUGUGAGCUGACUAUUCUGAGCAUCAUGGCCUAUGAUAGAUUUGUUGCUAUUUGCCAGCCUUUACAUUAUCACAGUAAAAUGACAUUUAAGAUGGUAACACAUCUUGUGAUUUUUGCCGUGCUCUACCCUGCAUUUGCUAUGGGUUUCAUGCUGUAUCUUACUGUUCGAUUACCGCUGUGUGGCAAUAAACUGCACAGGCUUUUCUGUUCCAACUGGCCUGUGGUUCUGCUCUCCUGUGUGGACACAAAUCUGAACAACAUAGCAGGUCGGCUUUUCACGAUAACAACCAUCUUCAUCCCCCGGUUCUUUGUCCUGUACACCUAUCUACGUAUUCUGCUUGUUUGCAGGAGAAGCUCGUCUGAAUUCAGAGGAAAGGCGUUACAGACCUGCCUGCCUCACAUCGUGACAUUCAUGACCUAUUCUUUCUCCGUCUUCUGUGAGCUGUUAUUGACUCGAUUUGAGGCUGAUAAAAUUAAUCCUAUCAUCACAGUUGUUUUAUCUUUAGAGUAUCUGAUGAUCCCCCCCAUUAAUAACCCUCUAGUUUACGGCCUGAGUCUGCCUCAAAUCAAAGGAGUAAUUUUUAGAUUGUUGAAGAAGAUUCCUGCUCCAAAAAUGUAA
Messenger RNA from Perca flavescens (yellow perch), 1233 nucleotides. Its product is annotated as olfactory receptor 56A4-like. Gene Ontology annotation, biological process: detection of chemical stimulus involved in sensory perception of smell; G protein-coupled receptor signaling pathway. Gene Ontology annotation, molecular function: olfactory receptor activity; odorant binding; G protein-coupled receptor activity. The coding region runs from base 1 to 1233 and encodes 410 amino acids. The record is from RefSeq and is a predicted model, not a curated record. Lineage: Eukaryota; Metazoa; Chordata; Actinopteri; Perciformes; Percidae. The transcript has 3 exons. Gene Ontology annotation, cellular component: membrane.